AUGAGUUUCUCAUUUGGCCAACCAGCAACUACUACCACAGCGCCUGCUUUUGGUACAAAUACUUUAUCAGGAGGAAAUUUAUUUGGCGGUGGUGAUUCCAAAACAUUUCAAAGUCCGUCAAAUACAGAUAACAAAAUUGGUUUCUUUAGUAGCCCAACAACAAGCGCACCAGCAUUUUCAAAUUUUGCCUUUGGAGCUAAAACAACUGCGGCAACACCGGGUUUUUUUGCCAGUCCAACUACAACUACUGCAAGUACAGCUUUUGGGACGUCCAAGCCGCUAUCAUUCGGUGGCUUUACGUCACCUCCUAAUCAAACUGUUGGCAGUCCUGGAUUUGGACAACAGCAACAACAACAAAAUGCUCCGCAAAAUCUAUCUUUUGGGCAGACAACAAUCACACAACAACAGGCACCUCCGGCCUUCGGAACUCCAUCAACUCAAGCACCUGCUUUCGGGUCACCAUCGAAUUCCAGCCUCUCAUUAACAAAGCCAACCAACCAGCAAACAACUUCAGGUUUCAGUUUCACACCAACAUCCGGAUUCUCCAUGCCCCAGCAACAAACUGCUACCACCACCGCCCAACCCGCCCAGUCGAGUUUCUCGUUAACACCAGUGACGACUUCUGCAAGCGGUUUCGGUCAGAGCACUCCUUCCUUCGGACAGAUGUUUGGUAAACAAUCCUUCAGCUUCGCGCCAACCACUUCGGCGACGGGGACGACAACCGCAACUACUACCAGUGCUGCACCAGCUUUCGGCUCAACGGCUGUACCGAGCUUCGGGCUCGGCCAACAGUCCGGCCUUAGUAUCGGGCAGGUGCAAACGGCGGCGGCGGCCACCACGGCUGCCCCCUUCCAGUUCAGCCAGGCGCCGACCUCAGCCAGUUUCACCAGCCAGCCGGCAGCCAGCCAGCAGCCGACCAGCCAGCAGCCGGCGAGCCAAGCGCAGCCGAAGCUGAGCUUCGCGCCAGCGCAGGCGACGUCCGCGAGCCAGCCGACUACACUCAUGUUCGGCGGCGGUGGACUGUCCAAACCGCCGGCCACGAGCGGCCUAAGCCUCACGAGCCAGGCCGGCCCGGCGCAGACCACCGCCCCGACCAGCGCCGCUUUCGGCGUUUCGACGACCACCAGCGGUGCUUUUGGCGUUCCGACGGCCACCAGCGGAGCGUUCGGCGUUUCGACGCCGGCCAGUGGAGCUUUCGGCGUUUCGACGACCACCAGCGGGGCUUUCGGCGUUUCGACGGCCACCAGCGGCGCUUUCGGCGCUUCGAAACCGGCCAGCGGAGCUUUCGGCAUUCCAACGGCGACUACCGCCGCCACGAGCCAGCCGGCGACCACUGGACUGGGACUCGCCACAACUAGCGCGGCGCUGUCGUUCAGCAAGCCGGCCGCCACCAGCGCUGCAGCUACUUCAGGCACGGCAACAUCGGCUCCCACGGGUAUUUUGUCAUUGGGAAAAUCCACUGCUACUUCUACCAUGCCAUCGCUGACCACUACAACAACCACCACUGCAUCCGCACCACCUCAGCCAAUCAGCUCAAUAACAUUCGGGCAAUUGGAAGAGAACAUUAACAAAUGGACACUUGAGUUGGAGGAGCAAGAGAAGAUAUUUAUCAAUCAGGCAACACAGAUCAAUGCUUGGGACAGACUGCUUAUUUCUAAUGGAGAGAUGAUUGUGGAGUUGAACGACACGAUACAAACGGUCAAAAACGAGCAGCAGAGCUUAGAACACGAGCUGGACUUCGUGCUGGCACAGCAAAAGGAACUGGAGGAGAUACUAACGCCGAUAGAGAAGCAAUUGCUCAACGAGACUGGCGAUAGGCUACGGGAUCCGGAGAGGGAACACAUGUAUUCUUUGGCUGAGAAUUUGGAUUCGCAGCUUAGACAAAUGUCUGAAGACCUGAAAGAAGUUAUUGAACAUCUCAAUGAGACAAACAGAAGUCAAGACACAAAUGAUCCAAUCGUCCAAAUCGGCCGUAUUCUAAAUGCGCACAUGUCGUCUAUGCAAUGGAUAGACAACUCUAUAGCGCAGAUAUCCACGAAACUGGACCAAUUGAAGGCGACUCACGACACUUUGAGGCGGGACAAUGAAAGGUCCUUCCAGCUCACAUACAAU
Molecule: messenger RNA, 2112 nt
Organism: Iphiclides podalirius (scarce swallowtail)
Lineage: Eukaryota; Metazoa; Arthropoda; Insecta; Lepidoptera; Papilionidae
Source: the annotation of a GenBank genome assembly